Molecule: messenger RNA, 1112 nt
Organism: Papilio machaon (common yellow swallowtail)
Lineage: Eukaryota; Metazoa; Arthropoda; Insecta; Lepidoptera; Papilionidae
Product: gamma-soluble NSF attachment protein
Exons: 8
Coding region: 111-1085 (324 amino acids)
Biological process (GO): intracellular protein transport
Cellular component (GO): SNARE complex; vacuolar membrane
Molecular function (GO): soluble NSF attachment protein activity; syntaxin binding
Source: RefSeq, a predicted model, not a curated record
GUGAAACGAAAAGUCUGGUUUGGUAUUGAUUUUUUGAUAUUCAUAAUACAUAAUCUCGCUGUUGCUGCAUUCUGUUGGGAAAUUGAACAGCAAACGGUAUCUUCAGAAAAAUGUCGGCGAAAUUGAAUGAAGCUCACGAACAUUGCAAGGCUGCAGAAAAGUUUUUGAAAACUUCACUGCUACGAUGGAAGCCAGAUUAUGAUUCAGCAGCAGAUGAAUAUAGUCAAGCAGCUCAAUGCUACCGCAUUGCACGUGAUUUGAAGAGCUCCAAAGAUUGCUAUAUUAAAGCUUCAGAAAUGUACAAGAAAAACCAUUCCUUUUUCCAUGCCGGGAAAGCCCUUGAGAAUGCAAUUAUUGUUAGUAAAGAAAUUUCAACUCCGGAUGAGAUUUUCACUUUGGCAUGCGAUUCUAGCAGUCUUUACCAGCAACAUGGUUCGGGUGAUUCUGGUGCGAAUGUCCUUGACAAAGCAGCCAAGAUUAUAGAGGAAAAUUCACCAGAGAAAGCCGUAAAGUUGUACCAACAAGCGGCUGAUGUAUCAUCUACUGAAAGCAGUCAACAUCAAGGAUCUGAAUACAUUAGUAAGUCAUCAAGGAUAUUAGUCAAAUUGCAAAGGUACGACGAAGCAGUGGACAGUCUUCGCAGGGAGAUUGGUUUCCAUCAGGAGGCUGGUAACAUAGGAGCUGUGGGUCGCCUCACAGUCGCCAUUGUGUUGGUGCAACUGGCUAGAGGAGAUGCAGUAGCUGCAGAAAAAGCUUAUAAAGAAUGGGGUAACAACUGCGAAGCACCUGAAAUGCAAACUAUUGAGCAGCUGCUGCAAGCUUAUGACGAAGAAGACAGGGACUCGGCUAAAAGGGCCCUGGCAUCUCCAUUUAUAAGAAGCAUGGAUGUAGAGUAUGCUCGUUUGGCAGCCUCAAUACCGCUGCCUGAAGGAAUCGAGCCUCCACCUAAAGCUGCAGUCAGAGAGAAUGCGGCACCAUCAUAUGUUAGCCCCAAUGCCUCAUAUAUGCAGGCAAAAUCAGAUGACAAUAAGGCAGACUACACAUAUGAAGAAAAGAAAACUGACGAUGAAGAUGGUUUGUGUUAAAUUAAAUCAAAAUUGUUGGGGAUAAAU